Musca domestica (house fly) is the source of this 1583-nucleotide messenger RNA. RefSeq lists its product as uncharacterized. The record is from RefSeq and is a predicted model, not a curated record. Lineage: Eukaryota; Metazoa; Arthropoda; Insecta; Diptera; Muscidae. Bases 789 to 1427 code for a protein of 212 amino acids. The transcript has 4 exons.
UUAUGUCAAUACUAGUACCGAAAUCUAUGACAUCAUACAAAGAAUUGAAGUCUAGACACGUUCUACUUAUAGGUUCACCCAUAGAGUAAUUAGUUCGGUGAAACUCAAUAUUUAAAAACUGACAAUACCUACUUAAUCUAAAUGGGAUAUUAAUUCUGAAAGAGGAAAUAAGAGAGUCCGAAGGCACGUUACCAUUUAAGAUUCUAUACGCCAUUAUGGUAUUGAACAUAAUAGUCUACUUUUUAAUGUAGGUAAUCGAAUUAAUUUUAGUCUGCUAGUAUAGGGCGGUAAUGCAAAGCCCCUGUUCCAAUGAAAAUCCCUCAGCGCAAAAAGCAGAAAUUGUUUUUGCACCGAUUCAAUUUUAUAGGAGUAGAUGGCAUAAUUAGGAUCUCAUACGACUGAAGCAUAUUCUAAUAUAGGCAGAACAAGUGAUACAAACAAUUGCUUGGUAACAUACGGAUCAAAAUCCCAACCUCAGUACGGAGAGUCGGCUCAAGCACGGAUGGGGGAGGCCUGGUCGUCAAAGUAUCUAUUGAUACAGCUGGCCAGGACUACCUUCAGGCUCGUGCGGGAAAGCUGCACUUUGGCACAGGAUGAAUUCGAUUCCGUCUAACGCCGAUGUCGAAGUAAGAGGAAGAAAGCCGCAGCUGCUCAACGUUGUGCAGAUUAAUCUGCAUCUGCAGGCUGCUGCAGCUGAACUUCUCUUGUCCCUCACCAAGUUUGAAGUCCAGGAACCUUAUAUAGUCAAAAAUAGAGUGACUGAGCUAGGAGUGAGCGUUUCAUAACCUAUGCUACCUCCAAUGGAGAUAAGCGGAGGAGACACCACGGCGGUUAGGAUGGAAGCACGAGCCGGAAGGGUACUCUUUGUUGGCUCCAUCUACCUACCCUUUGAGUACCCCGACCCGCCAAGCGAAGUAGUAGAGAGGCUGUUCACGGAGCUGGGAAGCAGAGGCAAUCUCGUCGUUGGAUGUGAUGCUAAAGCUCACCAUUUUCAAUGGGGCAGUAAGGAUACGAACGCAAGAGGUCCAACUAUAGCGAUCCAAUGUUUUAGAUGCUCAGUAACAAGUGGCAUCGAUGUAUUACCUCCAUGCUCCCAUUUUGACGGAUCUCACCAGUUUAUCGUCGAUUGUCCUUAUUCUACUAUGUGCCUAAGGACAGUCUAUACUCUGUACCUGAAUAAUGGAAUUACGCUACAUACAUUUACUUUGGGAUGUGCUCCACAAAGACAAACUCGUCAUGUUCUACGAAACGGAUUUUGGGAAGAGGAAUUUACUGUUGAGGAAAUAUAUCCGCAAGACUGUGUCAAAAAUAAAAACAAUUUGAACUGCUAUUGCCGAGGAAAUUUGUGUAAUUCUGCUAAAAUGUAUUUUAUACAUUCAAAAAUAGAACACAUAAUUAUUUUCGCUCUUCUUACUAAAUUUAUUUAGACUUUCAAUUGAGUGAAAUAUCUAUUGUUAUUUCUAAUUUUGAAAUAAAGUAUUAUAUAAUUGACAAAUCCCGUUUCAUUUAGCCAAUGAAACAGUUUGUUCAUGGUACAAUGAAUACAAGUUAGGAUAAGUUUUUACGAAACUGUGAAAAAUAAA